Molecule: messenger RNA, 1564 nt
Organism: Pocillopora verrucosa
Lineage: Eukaryota; Metazoa; Cnidaria; Anthozoa; Scleractinia; Pocilloporidae
Product: orexin/Hypocretin receptor type 1-like
Biological process (GO): G protein-coupled receptor signaling pathway
Cellular component (GO): membrane
Molecular function (GO): G protein-coupled receptor activity
Source: RefSeq, a predicted model, not a curated record
CAUAAAGAAGCUGAAAUUAUUGCCGAAUCUGCACCUCUUUCGGUGGAUAACUGACUGACGACAGAAAAAGAAACACUCAGUUCCCUUUCUCAGUUCCCAACUGCGAACUCUCUGGGUAAAGUGGCAGGGGAAUCUCCAACCUCAACAGAAAAAACAGGAACUAAAGAUGAAAACAGAAAUCGAGUGGAUCAUCGCAGUUCUUUACGCCAUCACGAUGCUCGUGGCGUUUACAGGAAAUGGUUUUCUCAUCUACAUCGUGUGGAAGAAACCCGAAGUCAGAUCACUAACAAGCUUCAUGUUUGUCAACAUGGCCAUCGCCGAUUUGCUGGUAACGUUGAUUGUGAUGCCCUGGUCGAUUUCCAUGAUAUAUACCGACGGAUUGUGGAUGAUCCCGGGAGUAUUUGGAAAAGUCAUGUGCAAAGGUGUUGUAUACACUGCCUAUGUCACUAUAACAGCAUCUGUCCUCUGCCUGACAUUCAUGGCGAUCGACAGGUACUAUGCCAUCGUUCAUCCCCUCCGCCGCCAUCUUUGGUUUCGAAAGCCUAAACUAACCGUUCCAUUUAUUUGGAUCGGGUCACUGGUCUCCAUGUCUAUUUUCCCUGUUGUUCAAAACGUGGAAGACCACAACUCCCAAUGCAUGCUAUCUGUUUACAACUUGGGUAAUCCAGAUAGGGCUCUUCGAGGGAUAUACCUCCUCCUUUUCUUCGUCAACUAUCUCAUCCCCUUGGGCGUUAUUUCUUUCCUGUAUACCAUCACUGCAUGGAAUUUAUGGUUUCAUGUUGCACCUGGAGUGAAAUAUUUGAAAGGAAACCGAGCGCAACGCGAAACCUCCAAGAGAAGAGUGGUUCGGAUGCUCAUUAUUGUUACCUGUGCCUUUGCACUUUGUUGGCUCCCACCACAAGUGGUCCACAUAAUGGAAGUCAUUCCCGCAUCAAAGUUUGAGCUACAGCCGAUUGUCAACUUUGUGUGUUUCUGGUUUGGACAUGCCAACAGUGCCGUUAACCCAUGGCUGUACAUUUUUCUGAGUACCAAGAUAAAUACGGCAUUUACCAGUAUUGUUCGCAGAAAAAGGAGCCAUUUGCCCUCAAGUCUCACCAUCGAAACAUUAGAUGCCGUCCUACCACCUGAAUAUGAAGCAAUCCAGAAAGAAUCAAGAAUAUGAUCUCUAUUAAAACAUGAAACUUUUAUUACCAAUUUGGUACCUUUAAGAUAGAAACUUGUUUAAAACGGAUUUGCGUAUUACUAAUUAGAUAACAUAAUACAAACGCCUAUAAAUUCUCCAAGCUAACAUCACAAGACCAGUAUGGCAGACAGUUAGGAGUAUUACUUUUGAGAUCUUGGGAGUGAAAGGGUUGAAGCAAAAGAAAUAAUACUUAUGGAAUAUAAAUCGUCUCAUUUCGUUUGAAGUGGAGCGAGCUAACCACUUGGCCGCCCAAUCUCCCUUAAGGUGGCAAUUUUUUUUUUAAAUUUGUUCUUGAGUACAAGCUUGCGCAAAAAAACUGACCAUGAAAAAGAAAAGAAAAGGAAAGAGAAAAUGAGGCUAAUAUUAAGAGGCUUGCACAUC